GGCCGAGCUCAGGCUGCCGGGAUGCUGCGUCUCUGGAGACGGGAGAUUGGCAACCACUGCCCUCCCAUCCCGGGACUCUCAUGCCUUCUAAUUUCUGCCCUUUUCUGGAUACCGCAGUGGCAUCUUUCUUACUUCCUCCGUUCUCCGGGCUCGAGAUCUUCCUGCCGGAGCCAUGUCAGAAGGAGUGGACUUGAUUGAUAUAUACGCGGACGAAGAGUUCAACCAGGAUCCAGAGUUCAACAAUACAGAUCAGAUUGACCUGUAUGAUGAUGUGCUGACAGCCACUUCCCAGCCCUCAGAUGACAGAAGCAGCAGCACUGAGCCACCACCUCCUGUGCGCCAGGAGCCGUCUCCAAAGCCCAACAACAAGACCCCUGCAAUUCUGUACACGUACAGUGGCCUUCGUAAUAGACGAGCUGCUGUCUAUGUGGGCAGCUUCUCCUGGUGGACUACAGACCAGCAGCUGAUCCAGGUUAUUCGCUCAAUAGGAGUCUAUGAUGUGGUGGAGUUGAAAUUUGCAGAGAAUCGAGCAAAUGGCCAGUCCAAAGGGUAUGCUGAGGUGGUGGUAGCCUCUGAAAACUCUGUCCACAAAUUGUUGGAACUCCUGCCAGGAAAAGUUCUUAAUGGCGAAAAAGUGGACGUGAGGCCGGCCACCCGGCAAAACCUGUCACAGUUUGAAGCACAGGCUCGGAAACGUGAGUGCGUCCGAGUCCCAAGAGGGGGAAUACCUCCACGGGCCCACUCCCGAGAUUCUAGUGAUUCUGCUGAUGGACGGGCCACACCCUCUGAGAACCUUGUACCUUCCUCCGCCCGUGUGGAUAAGCCCCCCAGUGUGCUGCCCUACUUCAAUCGCCCUCCUUCAGCCCUCCCCCUGAUGGGUCUGCCCCCACCCCCAAUUCCACCCCCACCACCUCUCUCCUCAAGCUUCGGGGUCCCUCCUCCUCCUCCUGGCAUCCACUACCAGCAUCUUAUGCCCCCCCCUCCUCGAUUACCUCCUCAUCUGGCUGUACCUCCCCCUGGGGCCAUCCCACCUGCCCUUCACCUCAAUCCAGCCUUCUUCCCUCCACCAAAUGCCUCUGUGGGGCCUCCACCAGAUACUUACAUGAAGGCCUCUGCGCCCUAUAACCACCAUGGCAGCCGAGAUUCGGGCCCUCCACCAUCUACAGUGAGUGAAGCGGAAUUUGAGGAGAUCAUGAAGCGAAACAGAGCGAUCUCCAGCAGUGCCAUUUCUAAAGCGGUAUCUGGAGCCAGUGCAGGGGAUUACAGUGACGCGAUUGAGACGCUGCUCACAGCCAUUGCUGUUAUCAAACAGUCCCGGGUCGCCAAUGAUGAGCGUUGCCGUGUCCUCAUCUCCUCUCUUAAGGACUGUCUUCAUGGCAUUGAAGCCAAGUCCUACAGUGUGGGUGCCAGCGGGAGCUCUUCCAGGAAAAGACAUCGGUCCCGGGAGAGGUCACCUAGCCGGUCCCGGGAGAGCAGCAGGAGGCACCGGGACCUGCUUCAUAAUGAAGAUCGGCAUGAUGAUUAUUUCCAAGAAAGGAACCGGGAGCACGAGAGGCACCGGGAUAGAGAACGAGACCGGCACCACUGAGAAAGGAAUCUGGUUGGAAGCAAAAUUUUUUUUAAUGGACUUGCAUCUCCUCACCUCGAUCAGGACUGAAGGACGGAGGCCGCUCCACCCCUUCCCCUUCUUCCAAGCCCCUAACUCCUUCCAGACACCCAAGGAAUACCCUCUGCCCCACAGGAUUGAAGUUUGCUUGGCAGCCCUCCCAACCCCACACCUUAUAUUUGCCAGGGGAAAGAACCUAAAGACUUUGUGUGGUUGGGAGGGGUGGCAGACAGGAAGAAAACGUGUCCGGGCCCCUGGUCUUCAUAGAGAAUGGUGCUUUGUCCAAGGAAAUGUAGUUUCUGAUUCUCCAGGAACAUUUCAGUGGUGAGGCUGAUGGGAAGGCUUCCUUCCCAGAGAAAAUCGAUCCUUCAUGUGUGGUCUAGGAGAGUGACUGGGUGUGCCAAAAUACGUCCAGAGUCCUGCCCUCAGCACUAGAUUUGAUGGGGCCAAGAGGGUCCAAACCCCUUGCUAACAUACCACUUCUGUUUAACUCUUUACCCUCCCAGCCCUUGGAGGGACCAUGAGAACAGAAAUUACCUGAUGAAAAGCUAUUUCUGUUCUUGCUUUUCCCUCUCACAUAUUGAUGGUUUAUUUCCCUGACCUCCCAGAGGGCUGAACUCUUGCAACUCCCUGCCACCCAGCCUCCUCCAUGGACUUGCCCUCCUAAACAGAGAAGGCCUGUGAAGUUGCUUUCUGCUGGGGAGCCUGGCAGAGCCAGUUAACACUCUGCUGCUUAGUGUUUGGUUUCCUCCUGCAAUAACCAGCUCUAUUAGCUAGUCCCUUUCCUUGGGGCUUUUCCAUUUCACACACGGAGCCCUCGUCCCCAAAAGGCUGCUUCCUUGUUUUAGAGGAAGGUACUGCCACUGGGAGAUGGGAACAUCAGGACCUCAGCAACGAAGAACCUUUAUGAUGUACCAGGAGUGGGGAAGGAGGCAAGUUGGGCAGGAUAUGGCCUACUUCCAUAGGCUUUUCUUUUUCAGGUUCGAGGUAAGCAUGGGCUUGCAUCUCCUAGGUACAUACUUUUACUUAUUGUGAUUAUGGGAUAACCUGGCACUUGGAGGCAAGUAAAGUCACAAAUUUGGUGUCUCUACACCUUUUGACUUUUGACUUAAUAGCGCCCCUUGCCCUGCCUGGAGGUACUUCUGCCUCUGAUAAGGAGCAAGGAAGAAGUGGAACCUGACUUGAAUGAACUCAGCUCAGAGUUCUAAGGACCACCACUCUGGGGGCCGUUUUCUACACAGGCAAAUGGAAUUGCUUUUCCCUUAACAUCCAAAUUGUGAUGUGGUUGCUGCUGAAGGAAGAAGCAACAACAGGGUCCUACAGAACCCGCGGGGUGAUGCUACUGCUGCAUGCCUCUGAGGGAAUAUGACAUCUAACGUGAGACCAGAUGUGGCACAUGAGACGUAGGGUCACUGCAGAGAGACCCUUUUGGCUCGGGGGAGAGACUGGAUUGAGCCCUUCCUCUGUUCCCAGUAUGUUCUGACACAGCCCUCAGUCAGUCACUGAGGGAUCCCCCAGGGUUGGAGAGGCACAUUCCCUUGGGACAGAGGCUACAGGUGGUAGCUUUUUUCCUGUUCCGCAACCCCACCCCGACCUCCACUUCGGAACACGGCACCCUGCCCAUCCAGCCAAGUGUUAAGAUGUGCUCAUCCCUGCGAGCAGCUCGGGUGUCUUUUUAAAAUGUAGAGAAAACCAAGUAAGGUGACAGUUUAAGGAAAAAAUAUAUAGAAUACCAGAAAAGCCGUUUACCUGGAGAUUUUUUCUCCCCAUUUUUUGUUUUGUUUUUACUCAUGACAUAAUUUUUAGUUUUAUUUCCUGAUAGCAAAAGGGAAAAAAAAAAAAACCCAACCCUGAAAAAGGCCAAGGCCCCGUCCCCCUGUUGUCGGUGAUUUGUCUUUCUGAUAGGUUGAAAAUUGUGUAAUAAACUUGAUGACGCUGUCAAUCUUUUAUACCGCAUUAUUUUUUUUCCUUUUGUAACAAUAUUUUUUAAAUAAUAAAUGGGGUGUGAGCUACUUUAUGGAUUCUGCAUUGAAUAGAUUUGUUGAGGUGAGCUGGAAUCAACUCAUGACAGCGGGUUUAGUUUUUUUUUUGUUUACGGGGCAAGGGCUGAUGUAGUGGCUGCAAGAUGGGAGUGAAACCCUGAGUUCUUAGCUGGAGCUGUGUGUCAGGCAGUGAGUGUCGCAGCCUGUAGUAAGCCUUCCAGGAGACCUCUAAUGCAAACCUUUGGAGGUGCCCUAGGAGGUUCAGCUUUUUUUCCUUAGCUAUCUAAACAGCCUGGUUAAAAAAACUUCCCUUUACCCUUCGAGAUUCCUAUGACUUACUCUCAGAGCAAAGUUCUACCUUGUACAGUUCAGUUUUGCUAUCAUCAAGGAAGAAAAUCCUGAUAGGAGUUAGAAGACCUGAGUGCUACUGCCUAGUUCCACCAUCCGUCUUUCUAACCAUGGGCAAGUGAUGCAACCUCACGGUCAGUUCAUCUGUAAAGUGAAAAUAAUAGCUCUUCUGCCUUCCUCACGGAAUGUUUUAAGGAUCAGAGGUAACAAAUAGCAACAUGUUUUGUAAACUGAACGGCUAUGUAAAUAUGAGAAGUACUGAUAAGAAAGCUUAGUACAAGUGUUUUCCAGGGCAGUCUCUUUGGGGUUCCAGAAAAGCCCCUGGCUUUUUGAAGAGCCAGGUGAACAAGAGGGUUAGAUGAUAAGAUACGAGCCAGGGACCAGAAGAUGUGUACUGGGGCUAAAAAGGCAAGAGCAGUAUAAGAUGACAUAGCUGUUACUGGAGGAGAGGGUCUGAUGAUGUGACACUUAAAGGGAGGGAGGAAAAAAUAGGUGGAGUGCAUUUUCAGAACUAAUGUUCGAGUUGAGGUCCAUAGUCACCUGCAUCUCGGUUAUAUUCCACGCUUGCUAAAAUCCCUGUUCCUGGGCUGAAUCAAUCUCUACUUAAGCCUAGGAAUCUACCUUUUUAUGACCCAGAUGAUCUUUGUAAGCUGACAUAUGAGGAAUGCUAGUUUAGACAGAGAAACAAAUAUUUUGAUUUGAUCUAACCAGUUCCAUGGUGGUGUAGAAAAUGAGUGAACGUUGGGUUACCUAGUCUAGGUUCUAAUCUCGACUCUAUUUCUAUGCUGAAUGGUCUUAGAUACAUCAUGUCUGAGUCAAUUUCCUUCCGCCUCAUAGGAUCAUGGUAUGGAUUAAAUCACUCUGCCUGGCACUGGAUGAAUACAGUCCCUGACUUAUGAUGGGGUUCCAUUCUGACAACCCCGUGGUAAGUCAGUUCUGAGAUACGUUGAAUACCUUUUUUUUUUAGUUUUCAUUAUUAUUGCCUGUUAUACAGCAGUGUUUUGAACAGUAAAUCGUAACGUUGAGCAUCUGCAAGUGAACAUGUGAGAAUGGCAACAUCAGCAAAUUAAGCACAGCAACAUGGUAUGUAGUACUUAUUACUAACUAUAAAAAAAACUAUAAGAUGUAUCAAAAACAAAACCAGAUUCCUCUCCUACAAACGGUGUUAGGGAAUGAGUUGUGCCCCCGAAAAUAAUGUUGAAUUCCUGGCCCUUGUACCUGUGGAUGUCCUGUUUGGAAAUAGGGUUUUCUUUGGUUAUGUUAAUAAGGCCAUACCAGAGUAAGGUGGGUCCUAAACCUAAUCACUCCUGAGCUAUAAAAACAGCAGAACACAAACACCUGUGGUGGUGGGAGAGGGGAAACACAAUGGAGACAGAUGCAUUUACAGGCCAGAUAUGCCAAGGAUUGCUGGCAGUUACUAGAAUUUAAAAUAGACACAGAAGGACCUCCCUCUAGAACCAAACCCCGAAUUCACACAUUAACCCUGAAAUACUAACUGCAUUGAUUUCCAUCCUCCGCUGCCUCAGUAUCUGUUUUAUGACGUUCUCUCUGGUGUAACUAACUGCAUCCACGAAGGGGGCUCCAGCAAGUAUCAGAAACAGACAUUUAUGGAGCCACCCACAGGAAGCACAAUGCACUAAGCUUCCACAUAAGCAAAUGAGACGACUGCUAAUCAUAUCUUCAUUUUUAACUAUUCAUCUUCAAGUGGUAUCUGUUGAGAAAAGAAUUUAAAUAAGCUAGACUGAGACUCGUUAAGGCAAGGUUUCAAGCUCCAACUGAGUAACUAGCUGUCAGAUGCUAUUUUACUUCCUCAUUUCUAAGCCUGUGAAGUAGGGGGUUAAACUUAGUUGAUAGCUAAGGUCCCUUUGAACUCUUAACGUUUAGAUUUUAUAAACCACCUUUAAACUUCCAACUGGGUCUCCCAUUCAUUUAUCUGUGUUUCUGGGAAGGUGACCUUAACCACUGAGCCUCUAAAUGAAAUGAGAGGGUUUGGAGAAUGGGUUCCUCUCCAGCUGGAUGCCAGUGAUCAAAUCAGUGUGUAAAGCAGCAAAAUAUCAGGUAUUAGUGGGAUUUGUGAUUGAAAUACCAGAGUUCCUAUUGGAUUUUUUGUUACUUCAUGUUUGAUUAGACUUGUCUAUGAAAUAUUUAGACAGACCCCCAAGGAUGACUAGGAAGCAAAGGCACAGUAACGUCAGAAAAUAAGAAAAAGCGCAAGUGCUUUGGAUGGUGGAGACCUUCACUGGAUGAGAAUGAGUCUAAUCACAGAAAAUAAGCAGUGAUAAAAACCCACACAGAAUGAUGAAAGAUGAAUUACUUUUUACUCUGAGUAGAAGCAGACAGCCUAAGAUUCAUCUGACAGCAGAGAGAAGGCUUAUAUGGCUCGAGGUUUCUCCUAAAGGGGAUUCUGCCAUGACUGCUGGUGGCUUCCUGGGGCUAAAAAACAAGUGACCACCUACCGAGCAAGGCGAGGGACAGCUUUAAAGAUGGUUACUUGGAGAAGAAAAUAGAUAAUCAUCUAAGGCAACACUUCUCCAGCUUAAAAAAAAAAAAAAAACUACAUCCCCCUUUUAUGUUAACUUGAAAUUUUAAAAGAAAUAUAAAUUUAAAAAUGUGACUAAAAAUAGCCAAAAUCUGAUAAGUUUAGAAUAUGCUUCCAAUUACACAAGCCACCUUGAAAAGGAGCUGACAAUUUCUCUAUAAAGAAAUGAGAGAGAAGACACUGACAUUGGGGAAGAGGUGGAGGCCGUAAGCAGACUUUUGCAGAACGACAGACCCGAAGAAGAUACGGAGGUUGGCUGUGCUUUUAUGCGUUAGUUCGGGCUGCAGCCUGGAGAAAAAAAAGUUACCUUGAUCACUGCCCUUCUGUGUCUAUACUGUGUAACCAGCCCCAACCUGAGAACAAACUGCUGCCAGUCUCUACCCUCUCUUGGAGUGGAUGAGAUUCUAGGGAACAGAGCCAUAAGGAAAAGGCUGCAACCCCCACAACAGAAAAUACGUAUUUAUUAUAAAAUAGUUUGUUUCAUGAUGAGAGUAGAAAAAUAACACUAUAUCACCUACUAAAAAAGUUCUGGAGCUCAGUCUCUGAGGACUGGGACAAGAGGCUGUUGAUACACUCUGGGAGCACACCAUCGUGAGGCUCUCCGUGCUGACACGGAACAGGUCUGGCACAGCACGUACGGGGAGCAUGUGGCUUAGGUUCUGCUGGAAGCGUGAGGAGCCCAUAUGGUUCACACAAGAUGCUCUGGCCACAGUGGUCAAAGAGGAGACCUUGAGGUCAGCAGGGAACUGGUUCUGAGAAGGGCCAGGAUGGGGAUAACCUUGCCCAUCCCUAUACCAGAGUAUAGAAGAGUCUGCUGAUGGUCCUGGUUUAGAAGAUGGUGCCCAGUGGCCUUAUGCUUGGUUUGCUGCUCAAAUGUCUGUGUUGAGGAAAAGCAGCCUUUCCCAGGACAACUUGACCCACCAAUUCCCAUGGUACCGGAAGUAUGUGUGGUGUCAGCCCAUGAGGGCUGCUGGCUGAAAUUUUUGUACUUCAAAUCCUGUCCAUACUGAUGACAGAAAGAAAGAAACAAAAUGUUAAAAGACCAGUGGAAAAAAAAACAACUGGCCGGAGCUGUUCUAAGUUCCACAUCUUUUGGCCCCCAAGAACAUCUUCCCUAAGCAGGUUAACCAUCUGAGUGAGAAAGGCAGUCCCAUAGACAUCACUUUGCCCCUUAAAAGCUGUCUAGACCCCUCAGGCUUCAGAAGUACAAUGGAUCCCCCUCUGGGAUGGGAUAGGAACCUAACCCUCAGAGGACAGGAAAUGGACCCUCCGCAGCAGUACCUGGAGAGAGCAGCCAGGGUGAGCACCUCAAGCAGCAGCUCUGAGCCACAGAAGAAGAGCAAGAUGCCAUUCAUGAUGGCUUCCAGGCGGAGCACAUAGGUCUGCAGCAGCAGGUAAUAGGAGGCCAUCGUGGCUGAUGGGAAAGUCAAGGCCACGCUAAUACCAAGUGGCAUCUUUCGUUGGCAGAGGUUUCCCUUUGUACC
This is a messenger RNA of Loxodonta africana (African savanna elephant), 7959 nucleotides long. RefSeq names its product cleavage and polyadenylation specific factor 7 (gene CPSF7). Gene Ontology annotation, cellular component: mRNA cleavage and polyadenylation specificity factor complex. Lineage: Eukaryota; Metazoa; Chordata; Mammalia; Proboscidea; Elephantidae. Gene Ontology annotation, biological process: mRNA alternative polyadenylation. Gene Ontology annotation, molecular function: mRNA binding. The transcript is spliced from 9 exons. Bases 173 to 1588 code for a protein of 471 amino acids. The record is from RefSeq and is a predicted model, not a curated record.